This is a messenger RNA of Rattus rattus (black rat), 1007 nucleotides long. RefSeq names its product DR1 associated protein 1 (gene Drap1). Gene Ontology annotation, biological process: transcription by RNA polymerase II; negative regulation of transcription by RNA polymerase II; positive regulation of transcription by RNA polymerase II. NCBI's taxonomy places the organism in Eukaryota, Metazoa, Chordata, Mammalia, Rodentia, Muridae. Gene Ontology annotation, molecular function: transcription coactivator activity; RNA polymerase II general transcription initiation factor activity; protein heterodimerization activity. Gene Ontology annotation, cellular component: nucleus; negative cofactor 2 complex. The transcript is spliced from 7 exons. The coding region runs from base 250 to 888 and encodes 212 amino acids. The record is from RefSeq and is a predicted model, not a curated record.
AGGGCGGGUGGGCGUGGCGGGCGAUCCCUGAGAAGGACGCGCACCGCCCUAGAGGAUCCAAAGCCCAGCGCUUGGGUUUUGGGAGCUGCUUUUCUACGAACGGCACUAGGACCCUGCGAGAAGUGGUGUGGGCGGAGUAGGCGGCACCAGGACCCGGGGGGAACCGCGGCCGGCUGGCGGCGAACAGGCCCGGGGCCUGGAGGCUGCGGGCGGCGGCGCUGGGCCCGGCGCAGCGUGAGAGGCCCCGAGAUGCCAAGCAAGAAGAAGAAGUAUAACGCGCGGUUUCCGCCGGCGCGGAUCAAGAAGAUCAUGCAGACAGACGAAGAGAUUGGGAAGGUGGCGGCAGCUGUGCCUGUCAUCAUCUCCCGGGCACUUGAGCUCUUCCUGGAGUCUCUGUUGAAGAAGGCUUGCCAGGUGACCCAGUCUCGAAAUGCCAAAACCAUGACCACGUCCCACCUGAAGCAGUGCAUUGAGCUUGAACAGCAAUUUGACUUCUUGAAAGACUUGGUGGCAUCUGUGCCUGACAUGCAGGGUGAUGGGGAAGACAACCACACGGAUGGGGACAAGGGUCCUCGAAGAUGGCCUGUACCUUCCCGAAGGGGCCGGAAACCAGGCAGCAGUGGCAGGAAGAAUGGAGGCACAGGAAGCAAAAGCAAAGACAAAAAGCUGUCCGGGACAGACUCAGAACAGGAGGAUGAGUCUGAGGACACAGACACAGAUGGGGAGGAAGAGACACCACAGGCUCCACCCCAAGCCAGUCACCCCCCUGCCCACUUUCAGAGCCCUCCAACUCCCUUCAUGCCCUUCACCUCUCCUCUGCCUUUACCCCCAGCACCCCCUGGCCCCUCAGCACCUGAGGCAGAGGACGAAGAGGAUUAUGACUCCUAGCGCCCUUUAACCCUGGCCAUAUGCUCUUUUAGUUAGUAUUAGUUGCUUUGGGGAGAAGAGAAAGAUGGAACUGUUCUUAAAUUUAUUAAAAAAAAAAAAAGGAUUUUGGUUUCUUUUCA